AUGUCAGAUAAACAAGACAGCACAAAGCCCACUUCCCAAAACAACCCUAUAAAUCUACAAAAUAACCCUUUACCACUCUCCCCUCCAUUGAAUCCAUUAUCGAAGGAGAUGGAACUAGCUAGAGCUAUGUCUGCGUCUUCAAGAUCACGUCUUUUUGCUUUGUCAAGGAGUGAUGUUUUAUAUCAAGAUCAGUGGCUUAUUGCUGUUAAUAAGCCUCGAGGUGUUUAUUGUGAGACUGUUUUGGAUUCUGUCCCCGAAGUUUUUGAUUGCUUGUUGAGUCAUCUGGACUCAGUGAAGGAGAGAGGUGAUGGCAACAAUAUGAUCAGAGAGAGGCAUUCUCAUGGUUGCUGGAUUCGCAAAGGGGAUUUCUUGACUAGCUUCUCCAUUGGAGGGGAUACCCUUUUGGUUGGCCAAUCUCUCUCUGCAAGCCUGACACUAAUAUCUCAAGGCAGCAUUUUUGAACUAGGUUUCUUCAAGCCUGGUUCUUCUUCAAACAUUUACCUUGGAAUAUGGUACAAGAACUUCGCAGAUAAGUUAAUUGUUUGGGUAGCAAACAGGGAGAGCCCUCUAAACGACCCAGCUUCGUUGAAGCUUGAAUUAUCACCUGAUGGUAAUCUUGCCCUACUUACAAAUUUCACCAAAACAGUUUGGUCAGCAGCUCCUACAUCUUCAAUGCCGAAUAGUACUGCAGAAGCAGUACUUCUUGAUAGGAUUGCUGGUGGUGGCAGGACUGGAGGAGAUAUUUACACCAGACUUUCUGCUUCUGAGCUUGAACUGAUUGGUAGUGGUAGUCCCCGAAUAGGUACUAACAAAGGGACUAAAAAAAGGAGAAUACGGGCAAUCUUGGCAGUGGCGAUUCCAGUAACUGUGAUUGCUUUAGGCAUCUUCAUCUACUUCGGCUGUCUACGCAAGCGAGAGCUAAUACGCAAAGGCAGAAACGUGAAAGAAACAGGGCCAUUGAUGAGUUAUGCGGAAAUACCUUCCGUGAAUAAGAUCACCCUUAAAUCAGGUCAUGGUCGAUCAAAUUCUGCGGCCUUAGCGUGUAAGCAGCAUCAGCUGUGGGCUGGUCAUUGCCAGUUAUCUUUAAGAAAAUUGCUGUAUCUUCUACGAUUGGCUAGACAUGUUCGUGUGACAAACGCAAAGCGUCUAGGUAUCCAAAGAAGUCCAACUGAUGGGCCUAUUGCCGUCUCCAUUGGAGGUGAUAUCCUGUUGGUUGGCCAAUCUCUAUCUGCAAGCCAGACACUAAUAUCUCAAGGCAGCAUUUUUGAACUAGGUUUUUUCAAACCAGGUUCUUCUUCAAACAUUUACCUCCGAAUAUGGUUUAAGGACUUCGCAGAUAAGAAAAUUGUUUGGGUAGCAAACAGGGAGAGCCCUUUAAAGGACCCAGCUUCGUUGAAGCUUGAAUUAUCACCGGACGGUAAUCUUGUCCUGCUUACAAAUUUCACCAAAACGAUUUGGUCAACAGCUCCUACAUCUUCAAUGCAGGCUAGUACUGCAGAAGCAGUGCUUCUUGAUAAUGGAAACUUUGCCAUAAGAGAUGGCUCAAAUCCACCUACCAUCUAUUGGCAGAGUUUUGAUUAUCCAACCAAUAUAUGGCUACCUGGUGCAAAGCUUGGGUUCAACAAGCGCACUGGGCAAGUGCAGCGGAUUAUUUCGUGGAAAAACUCAGAAGAUCCUGCACCAGGUAUCUUCUCCGCUGGGCUGGACCCAAAUGGAAGUAGUCAGAUUCUCAUAGAGUCCAGGUCACAUAGGUAUUGGAGCACCGGAGUUUGGAAUGGAAAAAAUUUUUCUUUGGUUCCUGAGAUGAGAUCAAACAAUUUAUUUAAUUUUAGUUAUGUAUCGAAUGAAAAUGAAAGCUUUUUCAUCUAUUCUCUUAACAAUGCUUCGGUACUUUCAAGAUUAGUGAUUGAUAUUUCAGGACAGAUCAAACAACACCUUUGGUUGCCUGGUGUUUGGAAUUGGUAUCUGUUUUGGCUCCAACCAAUAGACCAAGCUAAUGUUUAUGGUUUAUGCGGGGCUUUUGGAGUCUUUAAUGGAAAUUCAUCAAGCCCUUGUGAAUGCCUGAAAGGUUUUGAAUCAUUUGUACAAAAUGAUUGGUCAAGCGGUUGUGUUAGGAAAUCUCCUUUGCAGUGUCAAAAUAGGGAAGGUAUUGCUACGAAAGAUCGAUUCCUAAAGAUGUCAAAUCUGACAUUACCAGCAAAUACAAAAGCAUAUCAGGAAGCAAGUGAUGCAAAAUGUAGAUUGAAUUGCAUGGAAAACUGUUCUUGCGUGGCUUAUGCGUAUAAUAAUAGUGGGUGUUUUUUAUGGGAAGGAGCUCUUAUUAACUUACAGCAGGCAGGGAUUGCUGGUGGUGGCAGGACUGGAGCAGAUAUUUACAUCAGACUUUCUGCUUCUGAGCUUCAACAUCAGAUUGGUAGUGGUAGUCCCCUAAUAGGUACUAGAAAAAGGGUAAUCUUGGCAGUGGUUAUUCCAAUAACUGUGAUUGCUUUAGGCCUCUUCAUAUACUUCAGCUGUCUGCGCAAGGGAGAGCUCAUACGCCAAGCUGCUCUGGAACCACUUCCCUCCUUCAGCUGGGACCAUAGCCGGAUUCUUUCAAGUGAAAAGUUAUAUUGUCUUUUGAUCGUGGAUACUGAAUAUUUAAACCCGAAGAUGAAUCGAAAUAGUAAAGAACUUGGAACAAAUUGGAAUGUUAAAGAUCGUGAUACAAAUGAUGUGAUGGUUAUUACAAAGUUGCGUAAAGUAGCGUCUAAGCUUGGAAAGGCAUUCACAGAUCACAACUUCUCCAUUGGAGGUGAUACCCUGUUGGUUGGCCAAUCUCUAUCUGCAAGCCAGACACUAAUAUCUCAAGGCAGCAUUUUUGAACUAGGUUUUUUCAAACCAGGUUCUUCUUCAAAAAUUACCUCGGAAUAUGGUUCUUCUUUAAGCGGUUGUGUUAGGAGAUCUCCUUUGCAGUGUCAAAAUAGGGAAGGUCUUGCAAAGAAAAAUGGUUUCCCAAAGAUGUCAAAUCUGACAUUACCUGCAAAUUCAAAAGCAUCUCAGGAAGCAAGUGAUGCAAGAUGUAGAUUGGAUUGCAUGGGAAACUGUUCUUGCGUGGCUUAUGCGUAUAAUAAUAGUGGGUGUUUUUUAUGGGAAGGAGCUCUUAUUAACCUACAACAGGCACGGGUUGCUGCUGGUGGCAGGAAAGGAGGAGAUAUUUACAUCAGACUUGCUGCUUCUGAGCUUGAACUGCAGAUUGGUAGUGGGAGUCCCCGGAUGGGUAUAGCAUCUUCAUCCAUUGCAGCUGUCUACGCAAACGAGAGCUCAUACGCAAAGGUACAUCCUGGUUCUUGCUGUAAUUUCCGUUACUCCAGUGUCGAUGUUAUUGGCAGCGUAAAGAAAGAAAAGGAUGAUAAUGCAGAUGAUAAGAUUUAUUUUGAUGAGUUGUUUAGACAUUUCUCUGAAAUUCAGUAA
Molecule: messenger RNA, 3450 nt
Organism: Dovyalis caffra
Lineage: Eukaryota; Viridiplantae; Streptophyta; Magnoliopsida; Malpighiales; Salicaceae
Source: the annotation of a GenBank genome assembly